Molecule: messenger RNA, 2533 nt
Organism: Ricinus communis (castor bean)
Lineage: Eukaryota; Viridiplantae; Streptophyta; Magnoliopsida; Malpighiales; Euphorbiaceae
Product: long chain acyl-CoA synthetase 6, peroxisomal
Biological process (GO): fatty acid metabolic process
Cellular component (GO): membrane; endoplasmic reticulum
Molecular function (GO): long-chain fatty acid-CoA ligase activity
Source: RefSeq, marked provisional
AGCGUGCCCCCUUCAUUCCCUUAUUUUUUCUUUUGCUAUCUUCUCUUAUCACUAAAUACCGAUUCCCGGGAAACAAAUAGAAAACAGAUAAUAUUACUGUAUAGCAGUUGGUUCAUCACAUAUUUUCAUAAACCAAAAACAAAAAAAAGAAAGAAAAGCAGGAAGAAAAAGAGUUGGUUCGUCACAGUAAAUGGACAUGGAUUCAGCUCAACGUCGGAUUCAAGCCAUUCACGGCCAUCUUCUCGCCGCCAGAGACUGUUCUCCUUCUCACCUCCGUCUCAAUCCAACAGCUGGCGAGUUCUUCUCUGAGCAGGGUUACAGUGUUGUGCUUCCAGAGAAAUUACAGACAGGAAAAUGGAAUGUCUACAGGUCUGCCCGUUCUCCUUUGAGGCUUGUAAGCAGAUUUCCUGAUCAUCCUGACAUUGGUACAUUGCAUGAUAAUUUUGCGCGGUCAGUUGAUACUUUCCGGGAUUACAAAUAUUUGGGUACACGAAUUCGGGUUGAUGGAACAGUUGGAGAGUAUAAAUGGAUGACAUAUGGAGAGGCGGGUACUGCACGAACAGCUAUAGGUUCUGGCCUAAUGCAUCAUGGAAUACCGAAGGGAUCUUCUGUUGGAUUAUAUUUUAUCAACAGGCCAGAAUGGCUCAUCGUUGAUCAUGCCUGCUCAGCGUACUCUUAUAUAUCAGUUCCUUUAUACGACACUCUUGGUCCAGAUGCUGUCAAGUUUAUCGUUAAUCAUGCUGAUGUACAAGCUAUAUUUUGCGUACCCCAGACUUUGACUCCUUUGCUGAGCUUCUUGUCUGAAAUUUCAUCCGUACGUCUGAUUGUGGUUGUUGGAGGAAUGGAUGAUCAAAUGCCAUCUCUUCCAUCAUCAACUGGAGUUCAGGUUGUAACAUAUUCAAAACUACUUAGUCAGGGCCACAGUAAUCUUCAGCCUUUUUGCCCUCCAAAACCUGAAGAUGUUGCUACAAUUUGCUAUACAAGUGGUACAACAGGAACACCAAAGGGAGCUGCAUUGACCCAUGGAAACCUGAUUGCAAAUGUUGCUGGGGCCACACUUGCUACUAAAUUCUACCCAUCAGAUAUUUACAUAUCAUAUCUGCCUCUUGCACACAUUUAUGAAAGGGCAAAUCAGGUCUUGACAGUAUAUUAUGGAGUUGCUGUUGGAUUCUAUCAGGGGGAUAAUCUGAAACUCAUGGAUGAUAUGGCUGCUCUAAGACCCACCAUCUUCUGCAGUGUUCCUCGGUUAUAUAAUAGAAUAUAUGCUGGUAUCACUAAUGCCGUGAAGACAUCUGGUGGACUACGGGAGAGGUUAUUUAAUGCUGCAUACAAUGCUAAGAAGCAAGCAAUUCUGAAUGGCAGGAGUCCUUCUCCAAUGUGGGACAGAUUGGUAUUCGAUAAGAUAAAGGCGAAACUUGGUGGACGAGUUCGUUUCAUUGCGUCUGGUGCUUCACCCUUGUCUCCUGAUGUCAUGGAGUUCUUGAAGAUUUGCUUUGGUGGGCGUGUAAGUGAAGGAUAUGGAAUGACCGAGACUUCUUGUGUUAUAAGUGCUAUGGAAGAAGGUGACAACCUAACUGGACAUGUUGGCUCUCCUAAUCCAGCCUGCGAAAUAAAGCUUGUAGAUGUUCCAGAAAUGAGCUACACAUCUGACGAUCAGCCAUAUCCUCGUGGUGAAAUCUGUGUGAGGGGCCCCAUUGUAUUUCAAGGAUAUCAUAAAGAUGAAGCACAGACGAGAGAUGUAAUUGAUGAAGAUGGAUGGCUUCAUACUGGAGAUAUCGGAUUAUGGUUACCUGAAGGUCGUCUGAAGAUCAUUGAUAGAAAGAAGAACAUUUUUAAGCUGGCGCAAGGAGAGUACAUAGCUCCAGAGAAAAUUGAGAAUGUAUAUGCUAAAUGCAGAUUCAUUGCCCAGUGCUUUGUGUAUGGGGAUAGCCUGAAUUCUGCUUUGGUAGCCAUCGUCGCGGUCGACCAAGAUACACUGAAAGCAUGGGCUGCUUCUGAAGGCAUUAAGUAUGAAAAUCUGGGGCAACUAUGCAAUGAUCCAAGAGCAAGGGCUGCUGUGCUUGCAGACAUGGAUGCUGUUGGAAGAGAAGCUAAGCUACGAGGUUUCGAAUUUGCAAAAGCUGUGACUCUGGUGCUGGAACCAUUUACAAUGGAAAAUGGUCUGCUGACUCCAACAUUUAAGAUUAAGAGACCACAAGCAAAGGCAUACUUUCAGAACACGAUAUCAAAAAUGUAUGAAGAGCUGGCUACGUCCGAUCCCUCCCCGAAACUGUAGUUGUAAAGUUGAGAACUAAAGCAUAGAUUUGUAGAAUCAGGGGCCAAGUAUUUCUCAGCACUCUUCACACGACAAUAAAGAUAAAGAUUUCUAUAUGAGAAGCAGCGGAAAAAGGCCUGGUGUUGUCCUCUUUGUUGAAGCAUUCCGCAUCACGAUCCCUGUUGGGUUUUUCACUCUAAAACAGACAGUCAUAUACGAAAAACUGAUUAUUUUUGUAUAAUCGUACCUCCAGUCGUCGAGGUCCAUACACACGUAUAA